AUUCAAUAUUUCCUCUUCAGAUAUCAUUUCUCUCAAGUAUAUUAUUUUCUCUCUUUGUUUUAUUUGACGUAUCUCUUCUUCUUCUAAAACACCAGGCAGUUUUUGGAAAAAUGGAAUUUGUGAACACCUCUACACCAAGAUAUGAAUGCCUCCUCUUUGAUUUGGAUGAUACUCUUUAUCCUUUAAGCUCUGGUUUAUCAGAAGCAUGCGCCAACAACAUCAUAGGUAUGCUAUAGCUUUUUGAUAACAUUUUUAUUUCAGUUACUAAUUUACAUGUUUAAUCUUUAACAUAAUGGAAUGAUCCGAAUUACCAUAAGUAGAAUUCAUGGUUGAGAAGCUCGGAAUAGAUGAAGAUGGAGUAGUUGAACUAAACCAAAUUCUCUAUAAGAAAUAUGGAACUUCAAUGGCUGGUCUUAAGGCGGUAGGUUAUGAAUUUGACAAUGAUGAGUACCACAGAUUUGUUCAUGGAAGAUUACCUUAUGAAAACCUUAAACCAGACCCGGUUCUGAGAAAUCUACUCCUUACUCUACCUUUGCGGAAAUUAGUUUUCUCGAACGGAGAUGAAGUUCAUGUGAUGAAGGCUUUAAAGAGACUCGGCAUCGAAGAUUGUUUUGAGAGAAUCAUAAGUUUCGAGUCCUUGAAUCCUAAGAUCAACGAGACUGAGGUUUCUGUAGAUUACCUUCCAGAGAUUCCGGUUACCUGUAAACCAGCAGAGAUUGCUUUCAAGAAAGCCUUCGACAUUGCACAGCUCAAUCCUCACACAACCUUGUUCUUUGACGACAGUAUCCGUAACAUCCAAACUGGAAAGGUCAUGGGUCUCCAUACAGUCCUGGUUGGUAAAUCGGAAAAGGUGGAAGGAAGUGAUCACGCGUUAAAAAGCAUUCACAACAUGAAAGAAGCAUUUCCGGAGUUAUGGUCGGAAUCCAACAACAAAGAAUCUGAAAGAAUUGGUUACGCCACACAAAUUUCGAUUGAAACUCCUGUUCAUGCUUAGUUUUACAUGUUUUGUUAAGUUUGUGAAGAAUUCUAUAUCUAAUUAUAUAUAACUAAUGUAUAAUACAACCAAAUAUCCAAUAUAUUCACCAUUAAUUGUUGGUGUAGCGGUUGAUAUAUAUGGUGUCUAGCUAUGUAUUUGUGGUUUAAAUUAAAUAAAGUGUAUUUGAUUACAUAGGUAUGCUCUUUUGUACAUAUUAAGUAAUAAAGUGUUAUAUACAUGCAUCUUG
Molecule: messenger RNA, 1223 nt
Organism: Eruca vesicaria subsp. sativa (arugula)
Lineage: Eukaryota; Viridiplantae; Streptophyta; Magnoliopsida; Brassicales; Brassicaceae
Source: the annotation of a GenBank genome assembly